GGAUCUGUCAGCGGUCCGCUGGACUACCGCGCAGCAUCCGGGCUGUUAUUUAACCCAAUUUUGAGUUUCUUUGCUCGAUGGAGGCUCGGAAUUCCUGAAAGGGAUUUUCAGAGUGAACUACCCCAGCAUGUCGGCCGAGGAAGAGGAGAGGGGGGUAGUUCGAGUCAAAGUCAAGAAGUGUGAGGGAUUGCAGCCAGUGGAAUUCCGCUCUUUUGCUGUUGAUCCACAGAUCACAUCGCUGGAGGUGUUGCAACACAUCCUGAUACGAGCCUUUGAGCUCAAUGGAAGGCGUAAUUUUGGCAUUAGUUACCUGUCCCGUGAUCGCAUGGGUGCAGAGGUGUACCUCUCCCUCCUGUCUGAUUGGGAUUUAGAUGCAGCGUUUGUCAGUGCAGCUAAGCCUUACCUCCAGCUUAAGAUGGACAUCAAACCUUCAGAAGACAGUCCAGUACUUGAGGACUGGGACAUCAUAAGCCCGAAGGAUGUCAUCGGCUCAGAUCAGCUACAGGGAGAGAAGAGGUCACUGACGUCCUCGACUCUUCCCUUCACCCAGUCCCUGCUGUCCCAGAUGGGUCGAACAUUGUCUAGGGUGCAGCAGGCAUUAAGCUGGUCAUAUGGGGAGGAGGUCAAGCCAUUCAAGCCUCCACUGAGUGAUACAGAAUUUCACAGUUACUUGAACAGCCAGGGUCAGCUGACACGGCCAGAGGAGCUGCGGCUCCGCAUUUAUCAUGGCGGGGUUGAGCCAUCCCUGCGCAAGGUAGUGUGGCGCUACCUUUUAAACGUGUACCCAGAUGGCCUGACAGGGCAGGAGAGGAUGGACUACAUGAAGAGAAAAACGAGAGAAUAUGACCAGCUGAAAAGUACGUGGGCAUCCAGGGUGAGCCCAGAGGAUCUGGAGUUCAUUCGAGGAAACGUUUUAAAGGAUGUGCUUCGAACAGACCGAGCCCAUCCGUACUAUGCCGGCUCGGAGGACAGUCCUCACUUAACUGCACUGACUGACCUCCUCACCACUUUUGCCAUCACACAUCCGCAGGUUUCUUAUUGUCAAGGUAUGAGUGAUAUUGCCUCUCCAAUCCUUGCUGUCAUGGACAAUGAAGCUCACGCCUUUAUUUGCUUCUGUGGUAUCAUGAAGCGCCUAGAAGGCAACUUCUGGCCUGAUGGUCAACUGAUGUCAAUUAAGUUCCAGCAUCUUAAGUUACUCUUGCAAUAUUCAGAUCCUGAAUUUUACACCUACCUGGUCUCCAAAGGUGCUGAUGACCUCUUUUUUUGUUACCGCUGGCUGCUUCUUGAACUAAAGCGGGAGUUUGCGUUUGACGAUGCACUGAGGAUGUUGGAGGUGACCUGGAGUUCUCUGCCUCCAGACCCACCUGAGACCGAGGUUGAACUUGUUGGGCUACCGCUUGAAGCAGACGAGUCCCCAAAUCGUGACAGCAGCUGCCCAAACUCUGAGAAUGAAAAGCUGGAACAGACAGAGCAGCGGCGGCGACACAUGUUGAGGCCAUCCCGAGAAGAGGCAGACGGGGGACGCAGUCUCAGCUUGGAGGCAGAGAGAAAGGAAGAGAAGCCUUCUGGUCAAGAGGACAAAGGAGUUUAUGGUGUGGAUUGUGCGGUGAAAACUGAAAGCCCUGCACCAGCACCUCCUUUUGAGAAGCAGUCCAGUUUUGGAGAAUUUAAAUACUACAGUGCACGAAAUGAGGACAGUUUUGAAGCUAAUGAAAAUGAAUUAUCAGAUCCCACGUUAUCUUCAGUGAAGUUUCAGUCCAUAUGCUCGUUACCUCUCGCUGUCCGUCAGUCCACAGAAGACAGUGAGGAGGAUCCUGGGGAGAGGCAGCCUUUGAUAAGUGGGAAUGACAAACUUUUGUCUCCUCAGACUGAGGAGAAAAAUUCAUCCAGUGGACAAACAGUUUCUCCCCUUCCUCCAAGCUUACUGAACUGGAAAAAUGGCUCUCAGUUUUCUGCAACAUCUCCUUCAAAGUCCAGCUGUAAAGAAAUGUGUCCUGAUGUUCCAGGAUCAAAGUCGGUCUCCUAUUCAUUUAUUGCGGGUAGUGCCAUAUCUCCUGAUAAGGCUUUGGGGAGAUUUACGUCUUCAGCUGCUAUGUCUAAUGGAACUGGAGUGCACUCGCCAUCAACCCCCACAGGGAAGUCUGCACUUUCCUCUCCAUCCUUGGGCAACAAUCGCUCCCUGCUCUCUUCCCCUGUUUUAUCCUUUGCUAAAUCUCCAUCACUACCCAAACCAUUCUCCAGCAACCUUUCAUCCCCAUGCAAGCUUUCAGGAACUGGUGCAAACACUCCAACUACAGGCAAACCUGACACUACUAGUGGUAUUAAACCCUGUUCCCUUCCUCCUCCUCAAGAGUUUGGGAAGGGCAAUCCUUUCAUGCUUUUCUUGUGCCUCUCCAUCCUGUUGGAGCAUCGUGACCAUAUCAUAAAAAAUAGUUUGGAUUAUAAUGAGCUGGCCAUGCAUUUUGAUCGCUUGGUCCGCAAGCACAACCUUGGUCGUAUUCUUCAGCGCGCAAAAGCCCUCUUUGCUGAUUACCUGCAGAGUGAGGUUUGGGACUCGGAGGAAGGUGACGAGGUCAGCUUGGACUCCCCAACCACAGCUGCGUCCUCACCACAAACACUCCCCAAAACCAGUUUUUCUAACCUGCCGUCCACAGUGACCUCCUCCCCAAACUCUACCUAUAAUCUGGCCUCUACGAUCCCUUCCCCUACAACCCCCAAUGAUCUGUCUCCCUCAUCCUCCUGAUGAAAUUUUAUUUAAGUUUCAUCCCCAAGAGAAGACAAGUCAUAAUCUGUUGUAAUGUUCAUAAGAUUUACCGGUUUUGUUUGUGGCGAACCAAACCUGGAUAAGCACUUCUUUUCUUAAUCAUUCUGCUGGUAUUAGAUUUUUUUUUUUUUGCACAAUUC
Messenger RNA from Neoarius graeffei (lesser salmon catfish), 2904 nucleotides. It is a transcript of the gene tbc1d25, whose product is annotated as TBC1 domain family, member 25. The coding region runs from base 128 to 2743 and encodes 871 amino acids. The record is from RefSeq and is a predicted model, not a curated record. The transcript is spliced from 7 exons. Lineage: Eukaryota; Metazoa; Chordata; Actinopteri; Siluriformes; Ariidae. Gene Ontology annotation, molecular function: GTPase activator activity. Gene Ontology annotation, biological process: activation of GTPase activity; regulation of autophagosome maturation. Gene Ontology annotation, cellular component: autophagosome.